Frankliniella occidentalis (western flower thrips) is the source of this 760-nucleotide messenger RNA. RefSeq names its product facilitated trehalose transporter Tret1-like. Lineage: Eukaryota; Metazoa; Arthropoda; Insecta; Thysanoptera; Thripidae. The transcript is spliced from 3 exons. The record is from RefSeq and is a predicted model, not a curated record. Gene Ontology annotation, biological process: transmembrane transport. Gene Ontology annotation, cellular component: membrane. Gene Ontology annotation, molecular function: transmembrane transporter activity. Bases 397 to 753 code for a protein of 118 amino acids.
CAAUGGCACGGCCCCACCCCAAGGCCCAUGGCCCCAAGACUCAUGGUCCCAUGGCAGACCAGCCCAGUGAGGUGCAGAUCGCCCGCCAGGCCGCCGCCGUCGACCGGGACGCCCCCGCGCCUGAUAGAGUCGGCCACGACAACGCUCGCCGCAGGAGCCGCCCUGCCCUCCCGUCGCGCACCCCGCAAGUAGGAACACCCCGUCGGAACACCCCGUCGGAACACCCCGUCGGAACACCCCGCGUGAACGACGCGGCUGAGAGCGCCCCGGUGAGGAAUAAGCACUUGCUCUCCACGACCAGGACCAGGACCAGCGACGCAGCGAGCGGCCCAACGACCCGCGCGCAGGCUUGCCGAUCCCGCUGACGCUGAGGGGAGUACCCGGACCCCGACCAGGAUGACGACGCGGGAGCAGAUGCCCAUGGUAGGGCUGGAGAGCGGGCCGCAGCUGCAGAAGGGCGCGCUCAGGCCGCCCCGCCAGGAGGGCGCCAAGGGUAUGCAGUACCUGGCCGGCUUCCUGGCCACCCUCGGCGCGCUGGCGGCGGGCACCGUGCUGGCCUGGACCGCGCCCGUGCUGGCCAAGCUGCAGGCCCCGGACUCGUGGCUGCCGCUCGGCGAGAGCGAGGGCUCGUGGGUGGCCUCGCUCAUGACCAUCGGCGCGUGCGUCGGGGCGGUGCCGGCGGGCGCCAUCACGGAGCGCUUCGGCAGGAAGGGCACCAUGCUCCUGCUGGCGGUGCCCUUCACCAUCAGGUGAGGGUUGG